UCAUGUUAAAGAGCCAUCCACAAUGCUAAGGUGAACACUGGAUCACGAUCUGAAAUGAUUCAUCGAGGGAUACCAUGCAACCUCAAAAUCUUCUCCAUGAAGAUACGAGACACUGAUGCUGUUGUAUACGAUGAUCUGAUCACUAAGAAAUGUGCCACCUUGGUCAACCUAUCAAUGGUGACCAUAAUAACAUAGACACAGUACAGAUUUUUAUUACUGUGUAAGUUUCCCCUUCUGUGUCUACACGCGGUUUAAUUUGCACCAAAAAAAUGCGUAGUGUAGAAUGUACUAGAACGUACCAGGGAAACCAUUCUAUUAAAUGCUCUGCUAGCUUUCAUUGAAAACCUCCGAAAAAAUAAAUAUGGAAGGAGGAUGGCAUAGCAGAGCUCUCAUAGAUGGAGAGACAAAGGAGGUUUUAACAAGCUCAGGUUUUUCCACAAGAUUUUGCAUUGAGUCAAAGGCUCUAUGGAAAAUUGCAGCCCCUGCAAUCUGCAGUCGGCUUGCAAAUUUUGGUCUCAGUGUGAUUACACAGGCAUUUGUGGGACAUAUUGGUGAAUUUGAGUUGGCUGCCUUUUCCAUGGUCAUCACCGUUGUUGUGGGUUUCACUUCAGGCAUUCUGAUAGGAAUGGGGACUGCUUUGGGAACACUAUGUGGACAAGCCUACGGAGCUCACAAAGAACACAUGCUAGGAAUAUACAUGCAACGCUCUUGGAUUAAGCUCAUUGGUUUUGCAGUGGCAAUUUUACCUAUAUAUAUCUUUACGACACCUCUAAUAAAAUUGCUUGGCCAACCAGAUGAUAUUGCAGAGCUAUCAGCCAAAUUAUCUUUGUGGUGUAUUCCAAUGCAUUUCUCUUUUGUGUUUUUUUUACACUCUUAGUAAGUUUUUGCAAUCACAAUCCAAGAAUUUCAUAACUGCAUGGUCAUCAAUACUUGGGGAAUUUUUAACAUCAUCCUAUGCUGGUUUCUCAUCUCAAAAUGGAGUAUGGGCCUUGAUGGUGCACUUAUUUCCUUAAAUGUAGCAUGGUGGAUGCCUGUGAUUAUUCAAUACGUGUAUGUCACAUGUGGGUGGUGUCCAGAUGCAUGGAAAGGAUAUUCAAAGGAAGCAUUUGUAGAUAUCUGGCCCUUUCUUAAGUUAUCGAUAGCAUCUGGUGUUAUGAUAUGGUUGGAAAUUUGGUAUUACAGAGUAUUGGUUCUCAUGACAGGAAUCCUAAAAAAUGUCGAAGUUGCAGUUGAUUCUCUCUCUAUUUGUUUAAACAUCAAUUCAUGGGAGAUGGCUAUACCUCUUGCUUUCCUUUCUUCAACCAGUGUGAGGGUUGUGAAUGAGCUUGGAGCAGAGAGGCCGAAGGGAGCCAAGUUUUCAGUUAUUGUUGCAGUCAUUACCUCUGCAGUUAUAGGACUUGCACUGCUAACUCUAAUUUUGGCCUUGCGUAGUGAGUUUGCUAAGAUUUUUACAGACAGUGUUGCUGUACAAAAUGCUGUAUAUAAAUUGGCCGCUUUAUUAGCGUUUACAGUUCUGUUAAAUAGCAUUCAACCAGUCCUUAUAGGUGUCACCGUGGGAUUAGGGUGGCAAGUUAAUGUAGCUUAUAUAAACAUUAUAUGUUAUUAUAUAAUUAGUAUUCCAUUUGUAUUUCUUGUUGGCUACGUAUUUCAUUUAGAAGUUAAGGGCAUUUGGUUGGGGAUGAUAUGUGGAACCGGAGUCCAAACCUUUGCAUUGAUGUUUAUUGUAUGGCGAGUAGAUUGUGUUAUGGAGGCCAAAACAAUUGCAAGUAAGGUGGAUCAAUGGAGCUCUACUAAAGCCUCUGAAAGAAAAGAAGAACCUUGAAUAGAUGAUAGUUUUCCAUUGAAAACUUUGUCCAUUUUCAAAAGUCAAACUUUUGUUUUUUAAUAAACUAAUACUUGACUUACAGAAAUUUUUAUUGAUUGUUUUGGUAGAAGUGAGAAAAUUUGAAAGAUGGUUUGGAAGAGCAAAAUCAUUGACAAGGUAAAAUUUUAAGACAUUUAGAACCCAAUUUUUUUUCCUUAUAGAGGUGAAUAUUGUUUAUUGAACUUAAAUUAAGUUGGAAGGGGAUCCGGAUUUUGCAUGCAUUUUAAA
Cryptomeria japonica (Japanese cedar) is the source of this 2092-nucleotide messenger RNA. RefSeq names its product protein DETOXIFICATION 27-like. The record is from RefSeq and is a predicted model, not a curated record. The transcript has 8 exons. Gene Ontology annotation, biological process: xenobiotic detoxification by transmembrane export across the plasma membrane. Gene Ontology annotation, cellular component: membrane. Gene Ontology annotation, molecular function: xenobiotic transmembrane transporter activity; antiporter activity. Lineage: Eukaryota; Viridiplantae; Streptophyta; Pinopsida; Cupressales; Cupressaceae.